This is a messenger RNA of Durotheca rogersii, 1942 nucleotides long. RefSeq lists its product as uncharacterized. NCBI's taxonomy places the organism in Eukaryota, Fungi, Ascomycota, Sordariomycetes, Xylariales, Xylariaceae. Bases 425 to 1702 code for a protein of 425 amino acids. The record is from RefSeq and is a predicted model, not a curated record. The transcript has 5 exons.
CUGACGUCCCAGUGCUAAGCAGAGUUACCGGCAGGUAGUAUAUCCACAUGUAGAUAUAUUACGGCAAGACUACCCACCCCCGCGCCUGAUCGAGGAUUGCUCGGGGAACCCUAUCGUCCGCAGAGGGUUACAAGUCCCUGCGUAUACAUUCAAGCCACCCCAGCCGCUAUAUUACGUAUCCCGAGCGAAUAUUACAUAUGUCAUGAGGUUAUCGGAGCCGUAACCAAAUAGGCCAUUUUCCCUUAAAGCCGCCUGCGGCCGGUCCUGCUGGACUUUAUCGGACCGGGCCACUCUCGUCGCUCCAACACAAGUAAAACCCCCGUAGCCGCCACGCGACCAAGACGGCUGGUGUUACCAACAACCCAUUCUCGCCAGUGGAGUACUCGACAACCGGCAUUUUCUAAAGGGUGCAGUCACUUCCAUCAUGGAGGAUCCGGCUAUCGCUUUCAACCAGCUGCCGCCCGAGACGCGGGAGGCGCUGCUCAACGGACCGGGCCUUCAACCGCCGCCCGGCGUUACACCCAACUUCGAGUUCCGACCAAACGAAAAUGCCAUCGCUCACGGCACUAUGGCUUCCUGCGUAAUCAUCUGCACGAUAUUCAUCUGCUUCACGGUUUACGCAAAAGUAUUCCAUUUCAAGAAGGUUCGCUUUGAAGAUUAUUGGGCGCUGGCUUCCGUUGUCGGCUGGGUCGUGUUCAUCGCAUACAUGUACGAGGUUACGAUAAAAUACGGAUAUUUCGUUCACCAGUGGGACUUCCGCCUCCGGGAGGUGCCCGACUAUCUCUACUAUUUCGCCGUUGUCAUUGUGCCCUACUAUAUCUCAAUAGCGACCAUAAAGGGGGCGAUCAUUUUUCAGUGGAUUCGCAUCUUCGUCCCUCAGGGGACUCGCAACGCCUUCUUCUGGGUAGGACAGGCCAUAGUGUGGUUGAACUUCAUUGCUUCUAUGAUCAUGAUGUUCAUGGUCAUCUUCGCGUGCAACCCGCGAGAGAAGUUUUGGAAUCCUCUCAUCCCAGGAACCUGCCUCAACGCCCUGGCUACGGUCUACAUUGCGCCCAUCAUCAAUCUCGUUUUCGACACGGUUGCGUUAAUCCUGCCACAGAAGGUCAUCUGGAGUCUCCGCCUAUCUUGGCGCAAGAAGCUCGGCGUCUCCGUGCUCUUCGCAUUGGGUAUACUUGCAUGCCUUUCUGCAGGAUUACGGAUCGGCGUCUCGAUUACCUUCGCGACCCAGCCAGACCGCACUUACAACAUUGGCAGCACAGAAUUAUGGUGCAUUGCGGAGAUGUCGGCUGGGAUCUUGAUCUACUGCAUGCCCACCGCGCCAGUUGCCAUCAAGCACCUGACAGGAAAGGCGGUGCUGACGGGGUCGAGGAUCACGGGCCCGUCUUCCGGACGAGCAGCAUCGAAGAACACCAGCACCGGCACAUCGUGGAAAGCCUCGAACAAUCAGGAGCCUAAGAAGGGCAUCUAUCAUGAAAUAGACGAGGUGCCCCUGACGACGAUUCAACCCGCAACCGCGAUAGCAUCCGAACGCCCGCGAGACGUAGAACAGGGACCCCAGCAGGACGAUGAAGGGAUCAGGCGGACUACCCACGUCACUACGAUCACGCAUCAAACUAUUGCGGAUCCCGACGAUGCUUACAUGCGCCAGCAUCCUUGGGACACGAACCGUAAUGCGAAUGGCAAAAGGUGGUCCGAGGUGUAGAGCAAGGCCAUUAAGUCGCACUGGAUUGAUUUCUUUCUUUUUUCCCUGGAACCCUGAAUACGAUUGCGUGGUGGCCACUGCGGGGGAUCGCCGGGAACGGGGCAUUUGUAUAAACAACCACCUAAUAGGUAUAGCUGGCGGACAGGCUCCCGCCCACGAUCUUAGUAUACCCAGGAUAUAUUAAUAUCCAUAGCCUAUAUGUUAGUUGAGCUGUAUGACGAAAAUAUACCUACAUCGAUA